Molecule: messenger RNA, 474 nt
Organism: Penicillium cinerascens
Lineage: Eukaryota; Fungi; Ascomycota; Eurotiomycetes; Eurotiales; Aspergillaceae
Exons: 2
Coding region: 1-474 (157 amino acids)
Source: RefSeq, a predicted model, not a curated record
AUGUACAUCCAUGUUAUCUUUGGAUCCACCGUCAGCGGCAAGACAGCCAUCGCGAUAAACGUUCCCACCGACACAGUCGACAGGUACAUCGCCAUAACCAAUGACCUCAUUGACUUCGGUGCCUUAGCAUCCGCGUACUCUAGACCUGCUAAUGAUGCAAGGCAUUCAGAGAGAGCAAUCAAGACAUAUGCAGGAGCCUUCAAGAGCAUAGAUAUUUUGUUAGCCAUAACGGAGAAGUUGGACAAGAUCUUGGACAAGUUUGCGAUAUCAGAGUUCCAGGCAACUCCUGAUGUCGCGAAAAGCACUGACGUGAGCCCGAUGUCAGUUCUGACGCCUAAUACUGACAGUUUCCUCACUGGUGGAGCUGGGGAGAUUGGUGCUCUCAAUCUGGACGAUUACGAGAAUUUUGAUCUAAUGUCUUGGGCAAUCGAUUUCGACCUGGGAAACACGGCCAACAACUGGACUAUGAUGUAA